Messenger RNA from Agelaius phoeniceus (red-winged blackbird), 1247 nucleotides. RefSeq lists its product as uncharacterized. The record is from RefSeq and is a predicted model, not a curated record. Lineage: Eukaryota; Metazoa; Chordata; Aves; Passeriformes; Icteridae.
GGGGGCGGAGGGGGUGGUGACGUCACCUCGCCCUGCCCCCAUCCGGCCGUGCCCCGUUCCGCGUGUGCUCCGAGUGUCCCCCCCUCCCCGCCAGCGUCUCCUGAAGUGUCCCCGGAGUGUCCCCAAAGCGUCCCUGGAGUGUCCCCAGCGGUCAUGGAGCCCCGCGAGCUGCUGGAGGCGCUGGUGGCCGUGGUGGCCACCCUGGGCGAGGUGGCGGCCGCUGUGGCCGGGCCUUAUGGGGACGUGAUGCUGGCCAUGUCCCCAGAGUCCCUGCAGGCAGCCCUGGGGACCUUCAUUGGUCACCUCCGGGACACCUUGGGCCACCAAGGUGUCACCUCCCUGGGCCAGGCCCUGGCUGCCUUUAGGGCCAACCUGGGGGCCACCUGGGCCCAUGUGACGGCUGCAGCCAGUGCCUGGAGGGACUCGGUGGCCACGCUCGAGGACAGCUGGGCCCGGCUGGCCCAGGAGGCCACCAAGAUCAAAGAUGCCUGCAGGGACACGGCCACCAGGGAGGCCACCACUGCGGACACCGCCAACACCCGGGCCAGGGACCUGCAGGACAAGGCCACCCGCUGGGAGCCAUCUCUGCACAACCUGGUGGCCGAGGCCUGGCACCUGACACUGGCCACGGACAAGGAGAAGAUGGCCUCGGAGGAGGCUGCACAUGAGGCGCGGGUGGAGACAGCCAAAAAUGAGUUGGUGGCGGCCACCGAGGCCAGGAUGGAGGCUGAGGUGGCCACCAGCGAGGGGGGGGCAGCCACCAGGAGGGGACAGCGGGCAGAGGCGGCCCUGGGGCUGCUGGAGCGCUUGGUGGCCGCGUGUGACGAAGCCACCGCGUUCCCCCGGGAGCUGCAGCGCUGGCUCGGGGACAUCGAGGCCGCCCUGAAGGGGACAAAUGAGGCGUCCCCCGAUGUCCCCGAGGCCUUGGUGGCCAAGGUGGCCGUGGCCGAGCGUCUGUGGGAGGCCAGUGCCCGCCUGGCCACGCGUCACCUGCUGAGGACACUUGGGGACAUCCGCAGGCUCCCUGGUGGCCCCGGUGCCCGUGCGGUGGCUGAGCAGUGCCAAAGAGCCAUCGAGGACAUCCCGAGGCUGCUGCAGGGACAGUGAUGUCACCGCUGUGAUGUCAUCGGGGUGGUGACACCAUCGGGGACAUCGCUGGUGUCACCUGUCCCCUCCCACCGUCCCAGCACAGGAUUUGAGAUAAAUCUGGGGAAUUUUCAGGGAAUUUUCAUUAAAAUUGUCCCAAA